CAGAAAUCCAAGUAACGAAAUGAAAAAAAAAUCGUAAAAAAAAUCUCAGUUGAGAUGGAGCUCAGUGUCAAGCUGCUGCCAUCUUUUUCAUAUCCCUCCCCUGUUUCUAGUGUUAAAGAUGUGAGAUUAUUAAACUCAGUAUCGUUCUUUGAUAUGAAAAGAUCCUCACAUCAGAGAGCAAAGAGGUCAUCAUCAACGGCCAUUCCAGCUUUAGUUGAAACAGCUGUUUCUGUUGCAAUUGCAGCCACCGUUGUUGGCACUGCAGCCACUCUUCUUGUUCGGAGAAGUACCAAAGCCUCUGAAGAAGCCGAGGCAUCUAUGAAAGAAUGUGAAGUGUGUGGCGGUUCAGGAAUCUGUUCUGAGUGCAAAGGUGAAGGGUUUGUUUUGAAGAAACUAUCUGAUGAAACUGCUGAGAAAGCUAGACUCACUGCAAAGAACAUGGCCACUCGAUAUACUGCCGGGCUUCCCAAGAAAUGGAGCUACUGCACUAAAUGUUCCUCCACGAGAUCUUGUAUAACGUGUGGUGGAAGUGGAAAGAUAAGCUUCUAGCUCCUUCCACAGAUAAUACUGUUAUAGCAUAGCUUUCUUGUAAUGUUUGUUUAAAUACUUUCAAUCAAACUUAGUUUUUCACAUUUGUAAUCUUCACAUGUCAUAUUAGUUUAGUUUCUUCUUGCGAUAUGUUGCUGAGACGUAAAGAGUACUAAAGUCAAAUGAGACGUAAAGAGUACUAAAGUCAA
Molecule: messenger RNA, 737 nt
Organism: Eruca vesicaria subsp. sativa (arugula)
Lineage: Eukaryota; Viridiplantae; Streptophyta; Magnoliopsida; Brassicales; Brassicaceae
Source: the annotation of a GenBank genome assembly